Messenger RNA from Closterium sp. Naga37s-1, 759 nucleotides. Lineage: Eukaryota; Viridiplantae; Streptophyta; Zygnematophyceae; Desmidiales; Closteriaceae. The record is from the annotation of a GenBank genome assembly.
AUGGCAGAUUCAGCUAGUCCUGCCAAUUUUGGUGAUCCUGCUGCUGCUGCUGCGAGUGCCCCUUCCAGAGCACCCCAAUCAUCUCUGGAUCGCUCCUCUGCUCCUCCGUCGUUACACGAAUGCGUUCCUUACUCUGCUCCGACUGCUGUUUUCCGCGAGCCUUUCAGUCUAGCGCACCGUUCAUCCCCGUUACAAGUACCCCCCACUAUGGCUGUAGCGCCGGACGCCUCUUUGCACUGUACUGCCGAGAGUAACCUGGCUCGAAGCCUGAGCAGCAGCCGCAGCAGGAGGGCGCGUGAUCACCCUUCACUACAGUCACACGUGGAAUAUGAGGAGCGUCCCGAAAUGAGGGAGAGGGAAAGGGCGGGCUUUAAGGGCAGCGGCAUUGGAAGAGGUGCAGGAAUGGCUGGGAACAGGGCUGUAGAGAAAAGUCAAUUCAACUUGGCAGGAGAGGGUGGGGAUGAAAAAAGAAGGGGUAUUGCGUUCAUUGAGCAGGCUGAGGGAGGGGAAGUGGGGAAUCUGGUGGUAAAAUCUGGACGUGAAGUCUUUCCUUUUCAGAGAUGCUCUUUGCUAAGUGCCAGCGGAAGCAGGAGAGGUGGUGGUAACCCCAAGAAGCGACGUAUUCUUCCAAGCGAGGACGAGGUGAGGGCGGUUGCAGCUGAUUGGCCAACGCUUGGGGCCACUUUGAGACGAGCUCUUGUGGUGGGCCGGGGUGGGGAUGCAGUUGAGGGCGAGAGCGCAAAGUUGAGGAUUUCGUAA